Messenger RNA from Spodoptera littoralis (African cotton leafworm), 885 nucleotides. The record is from the annotation of a GenBank genome assembly. Lineage: Eukaryota; Metazoa; Arthropoda; Insecta; Lepidoptera; Noctuidae.
AUGGCAGAUAUUAUAAUAAACUCCACACAAAGUGUGUUGAAGGAAACGUAUGACUACUAUCUAUGGACGUUAUCGUUGUCAGAUAAUCGAACAAAGGGAUGGCCUUUAGUGGACUCUCCAGCACCAACGGUCUUCUAUACUUUAAUGUACCUGUUCAUCGUGUGGAUAGGUCCCAAGAUCAUGAAGAAUAGGAGACCGUUCCAACUUACGUGGCUCCUAGUACCUUAUAACCUGGCUAUGGCAGCAUUAAAUGCUUAUAUAGCAUUAAGGCUACUGACCGCCUCAUUUAGGUUACGGUACAGCUAUAUUUGUGAGCCGUGUCGGCAGAAAUACGAUCCUGAUGAAUUGCAAAUAGCAGACGCCGUCUGGUGGUAUUACUUCUCGAAGCUUCUAGAAUUCUGCGACACUUUCUUCUUCAUAUUAAGAAAGAAGGACGAACAGCUGACCUUCCUUCACGUAUACCAUCACUCCACUAUGUUCAGCUUCUGGUGGAUUGGAAUCAAAUGGGUUCCUAGUGGAUCUACUUUCCUGCCCGCUAUGGUGAACAGUGGUAUCCACGUGCUCAUGUACACGUAUUACGGACUCUCCGUGUUCGGCCCAGCUGUCAGCAAAUACCUCUGGUGGAAGAAAUACCUGACUGUAUUGCAGCUGAUCCAGUUUACCUGCGCCCUGAUUCUUGGUAUCAACGGCAUCAGGACCGGCUGUGAGUUCCCUCUGUGGAUGCACUACGUGCUCAUCAUAUACAUGAUUUCCUUUAUCAUCCUCUUCGGAAACUUCUACAUGAAGGCGUACAUUGCUAAGGGAAGCAAAUGCAUGGAAGUAAGGUACGGCCAGUGCCUCGACGAUGAAGAAACUAUAGCUAAGAGAAAACUGAAAUCAAAUUAA